Molecule: messenger RNA, 960 nt
Organism: Aspergillus melleus
Lineage: Eukaryota; Fungi; Ascomycota; Eurotiomycetes; Eurotiales; Aspergillaceae
Gene: CYT1
Product: ubiquinol--cytochrome-c reductase catalytic subunit CYT1
Exons: 5
Coding region: 1-960 (319 amino acids)
Biological process (GO): mitochondrial electron transport, ubiquinol to cytochrome c
Molecular function (GO): heme binding; electron transfer activity
Source: RefSeq, a predicted model, not a curated record
AUGCUGGCACGUACUGUUUCGCGCAGCGUGCCCUUCCGGGCCGUCGCCCGUCAGACCUUGAGCAAGACCUCCACCCGUGCGUCUUCCUCGUCCGCCGGUGCCGAAUCCGCCAGCUCCCCCUUCCAGCUCACUCUCACUGCCUCCGUCGCAACCGCCGCCGCUAUCGGGUCGGCCGCCUGGUACUACCAUCUCUAUGGACAGGAAGCUUUCGCCUCGACGCCUGCCGAGGAGGGAUUGCACCCGACUGCCUACCCUUGGGAGCAUGCCAAGUGGACCAAGACCUUCGAUCACGCCGCCCUCCGCCGUGGUUUCCAGGUUUACCGUGAAGUCUGCGCCAGUUGCCACUCCCUGACCCGUGUUCCCUGGCGUUCGUUCGUCGGUGUUAUGCACACCGUCGACGAGAUGAAGGCUUUCGCCGAAGAGAACGAGUACGACACCGAGCCCAACGACCAGGGCGAGAUCGAGAAGCGCCCCGGAAAGCUGUCGGACUACAUCCCCGCUCCCUACAAGAACGAGGAGGCUGCCCGUGCUGCCAACGCCGGUUCUCUGCCCCCCGAUCUCAGCUUGAUCGUCAAGGGCCGUCACGGUGGCUGCGACUACAUCUUCAGUCUUCUGACCGGUUACCCCGAUGAGCCCCCUGCUGGUGCUACCGUCCAGGAGGGCAUGAACUUCAACCCUUACUUCCCCGGAACUGCUAUUGCUAUGGGCCGUGUUCUCUUCGACGGUGUCGUUGAGUACGAGGACGGCACCCCCGCCACCACCUCCCAGAUGGCUAAGGAUGUCGUUGAGUUCCUCAACUGGUCCGCCGAGCCCGAGAUGGACGACCGUAAGAAGAUGGGUGUCAAGGCCCUCACUCUUCUGACCGGUCUGUUCGCCCUCAGCGUCUGGGUCAAGCGUUACAAGUGGUCCCCCAUCAAGACACGAAAGAUUGUGUACAGCCCCCCUGUUUCCCGGCGCUAA